Messenger RNA from Bipolaris maydis ATCC 48331, 618 nucleotides. RefSeq lists its product as uncharacterized. NCBI's taxonomy places the organism in Eukaryota, Fungi, Ascomycota, Dothideomycetes, Pleosporales, Pleosporaceae. Gene Ontology annotation, molecular function: lyase activity. The record is from RefSeq and is a predicted model, not a curated record.
AUGUUGAAAGGUACUCUUAGUUUAUCGAAGGAUGCCAUCCCGAGCUACUGGCCUCCUUAUCCAACCGGCCCUUACGACAAUGAACUCGAGGAUGUAACGACUACCGUCAUUCAAUAUCGUGUUGCUGGAUCCGACAUACGCCAUCUUAUUCCGGAUAUUAUGGAGAUUGAAAAAGAAUCACUAAUGGCCUCUAUGUUUAUUCGUUAUGGAAAAAGUUCUGGUGGGUUAUACAACGAGUUCGUCCUUCAUGCAGAGGUCACGUUCAACGGCCAAAAAUACAACUACUGCAUUAUACUUACUCUUGACAAUGAAUCCGCAAUAUUUGCAGGUCGAGAGCUUUCUGGGAUACCGAAGGCUUUCGGCAAAAUGCACAUCAAGACAUCCACCAGAAUGCGCCUCUAUCAGGGAACGGCAGACGGGCCCGUGUCAGAAAGUCUCCCCAAAGAUGAUACGUUGAACCUGAGUUUACGAAGCAUUCUUUCUCUGACAAAAUCACAGUCCGCGCCAAUCAAAGAAUUGGUACCUUCAUGGAUGGAAUGGCAUGCCAAGUCUGCUUGGGUCGGUAAAGGCUGUCUUUUUUUCACUCCUGGAACUUUAUUGCAUCCUUGGCAUAUUUGA